This is a messenger RNA of Schistosoma turkestanicum, 1496 nucleotides long. The record is from the annotation of a GenBank genome assembly. NCBI's taxonomy places the organism in Eukaryota, Metazoa, Platyhelminthes, Trematoda, Strigeidida, Schistosomatidae.
AUGAAUGAAACUGGUAUUCUGUCAAAAUCUACCGAAUUACCUAAUACUAAUGAAGAAAUUACUAAUGAAAGUGGGAAGAAAAGUUCAACUUCAGGGAAAAGUACAACCAAUAGAAAAACUGAUCCGUUGAAUACACCAAAACUACCGAAUGAAGAUAGAGAACGAAAAUUGUCAGAGUCAGUAAAAAAUAAAGUGCGUGGGACUGAAUAUAUCACAAGUCGUGAACCGGAAAUUGUAUUCGUCGAGCAGUUGGACAAUAUUUAUAGAUGUGUGAAUUGUAACAUUGUAUUACGUGUACCAUUUAAAUUUGAAGACUGUGGACAUAGGUGUUGUUCUGGUUGUGUACCAGAUAUAUUCAAAGCCACUUCAAAAUGUCCAGUAGAUAAACAAAAUUUAAAGAAAGAUCGUGUUCAUUUGGAUAAAGCAUUUCAAGAACACAUGGAUGGAUUGAGUGUAAAAUGUUCAUAUCAUACGGAAGGAUGUUUAUGGACAGGAAUUCUCGGUGAAUUGGGUUAUCAUCUUAGUCAGUGUGAAUACAGAAUUGUUCUAUGCCCAAAUGAGUGUGGUGUGGAAUUUCAGAGAAAAUCUAUAGAGGAUCAUAUUAAAAAUGAAUGCCCAAAACGCAUUAAACAAUGCAAAUUUUGCAAUGUUAAAUAUACCGCUGAAAAAGAAACUGAACAUAUAAACACAUGUCGAGAAUAUCCAGUACCAUGUCCAAAUAAAUGUGAAAAAACAAAAAUUCCAAGGAGUUUGAUUACAGAACAUUUAAAAAAUGAAUGUUCAAGACAAUAUGUACGUUGUCCUUUCAAUGUUCAUGGUUGUGAAUUUCGUGGCCUUAAAAAUAAAGUUGAUACACAUAUGGCGCGAUCACUGGCAGAUCAUUUAAAUUUCCUCAACCUAUCGGUACAACAAAUGUCAUUGUUAGUUGAAGCACAAACAAAAUCGUAUGCAGAAAUCCGUAAUUUACUAGAAUCUCAAAUAAGCCGUAUCACAGCGUUAGAACAAUGUUUUGGAGCACCAUUUCUUUGGAAAAUCGAUUCAUACACUGAAAAAUUGAAUAAUGCUAAAUCUGGUAAACAAACAGCUCUAUUCAGCUCUCCAUUUUAUACGCAUCGAUAUGGAUAUCGAAUGGCAUUGUCUGUUGCAUUAUAUGGUAAUGGAGAUGCACGAGGAAAAUAUAUGUCAGUGUAUGCUUGUCUUUUUCGUGGAGAUCAUGAUUCAUUACUACAAUGGCCAUUCUCACAUCAGCUGACAUUUACUCUGAUUGACCAAAAUCCUGAGAUCAAUGCACGAAGACCAAUUGAUUAUACCAUUAAACCUAGUCUAACUGGUGAUUAUAAUCAAUUUCUUGGUAGACCAACUAAUGAACGAAAUUCAUGUUUUGGAGCGCCACGUUUUGUUAAGUUAGAAGUUAUGGAAAUGUCAAAUUACAUAUUGAAUGAUGAAAUCUACUUAAAAGUGACAAUGAAUAUGAGUCAGAUAGUAUCAAUUUAAUU